Molecule: messenger RNA, 613 nt
Organism: Gryllus bimaculatus (two-spotted cricket)
Lineage: Eukaryota; Metazoa; Arthropoda; Insecta; Orthoptera; Gryllidae
Source: the annotation of a GenBank genome assembly
CUUAAUCGUCGUUCACCAAAUGACCGACAGAUGUCGCAUUCCACUGUACUUUCCACAUUCACGAAUCAGUUGAGCCUGCGACGCUGUCGGGGUUGUGUGUUCGUGGCGGUGUCGGGGUCAGAGCACAACAGGGGGGGAGCAAAUGCCAAGUGUUCCAGGAGACACCAACGCGCGAGAAGCAGCAGCCUGCCUGCGCGUAGAGGAUUACCGAGAGAGAAGAAAGCGGACCCGCGCGUCGCGCGAGUCCCGCGAGAAGGCGAAGCGCAGCUACUCAGAGGAAGAGGAAGGCGAAGGGGAGGAGGAGGAGGACACGCGGAUCCGGUGGGAGGACGUGCCCAAGCUGGGCCACAUGCUCUUCCCGCUGCUGCGGCCCAGCCCGCUGACGCCGCUCACGCGGGACACGGCCGCCCAGCAGUUCCUCACGCCGAUCGCGUCGCUCACGUGACUCCCGCGCCAAGCCCACCAUACAGCCCAUGCCUAACGUGCCAACCGUGCACCUGGCCUUCUCGCUCGAGCGCUUCUCGCAGGUGCGUCUGUUGUGGUGCUCUAGGUCAGCCCUAAUAAGCUGAUGAAUAACGAUGCUAAGGUGAGUAACGAUUUUGUAACUACUUGG